AUGACAGUUGUUUUUGGUGGUGAUUUUCGUCAAGUACUACCAGUUAUUCCCAAGGGAACAAGAACUGAUAUCGUGUCAGCUUCAUUGAAGAAAUCAUACCUAUGGGAUUCUAUUAUUGUUCUCAAAUUGACACAGAAUAUGCGCUUGCACCAACCAGAUUGCACUCCACAUGAAGCUGCAGCUUUGUCUGAUUUCUCAUCUUGGGUUUUAUCAAUUGGAAAUGGCCAAAAUUGUUCAAUUAUGGUUGCAUCAACAUACCCAGACUUGCAACAUAAUUACUACAAUGUAGAGUACCUACAAGGAAGAGCCAUCCUAGCGCCCCAUCAUGAGAUGGUACGACAAAUAAACUCUUACAUGCUUAGCCAAAUUCCCGGUGAAGAUUCAACUUACUAUAGUUCAGAUUCGAUUGCCAAUGCGGAUGGAACUGGGAGUAUAUCAAAUCCUGAAUACCCGAUUGAAUUUUUAAAUACCUUGCAGCUUGGAGGCCUUCCAAACUAUGAAUUGAAACUCAAAGUUGGGGUCCCGGUCCUUUUGUUAAGAAACAUUGACCAAACUGCAGGACUAUGCAAUGGAACAAGGUUAAUCAUCAUCAGAUUGGGUCAAUGGAGUAUUGAAGCUAAAAUACUCACAGGCACACAUAUAGGUGACCAUGUUUUCUUGCCAAGGCGACAAUACCCGAUAGCAUUAUGUUUUGCCAUGACAAUCAACAAAAGUCAAGGACAAUCAUUGAAUAAUGUUGGAUUAUGCUUGCGGCACCAAGUAUUCUGUCAUGGUCAACUUUAUGUAGCAGUUUCAAGAGUAACAACUAGAAAAGGGCUAAAAAUUCUUAGCUGCAAUGACGAAGGUGAAGAGGUGAAGACAAUGAAGAACAUCGUUUUCAAGGAGGUGUUAAAUGAAGAAUAA
Linum tenue is the source of this 903-nucleotide messenger RNA. NCBI's taxonomy places the organism in Eukaryota, Viridiplantae, Streptophyta, Magnoliopsida, Malpighiales, Linaceae. The record is from the annotation of a GenBank genome assembly.